Messenger RNA from Danio aesculapii, 5850 nucleotides. RefSeq names its product bridge-like lipid transfer protein family member 3B (gene bltp3b). The record is from RefSeq and is a predicted model, not a curated record. The transcript has 22 exons. Bases 180 to 4373 code for a protein of 1397 amino acids. NCBI's taxonomy places the organism in Eukaryota, Metazoa, Chordata, Actinopteri, Cypriniformes, Danionidae.
AUGGAGCCGACGGUGAAGCGGUAGCGACUGUCGCCUCAGCGAGUCAUGUUUAUAUUUUGUCUUUACAACGCUUUCCAGUCCACAAGAAAACACUCCGGCUGACCGGAGGAAAACCUAAAAUGUACAGCUUCCAAUAUCUGCCGGUCGUUCUCUGAUAAGUGACUAAAGAGAUACCGGUCAUGGCUGGAUUGAUCAAGAAACAGAUCCUGAAACAUCUCUCCAGGUUUGCUAAGAACCUCUCUCCAGAUAAGAUUAAUCUGAGCACUCUGAAAGGGGAGGGCCAGCUUACCAACCUGGAGCUGGAUGAGGAGGUGCUGCAGAACAUGCUGGAUCUGCCCACCUGGCUCGCCAUUAAUAAAGUCUUCUGCAAUAAAGCCGCCAUCAGGAUACCAUGGACCAAGCUAAAGACUCAUCCAAUCUCUCUGUCUCUGGAUAAAGUUGUCAUGGAGAUGAGCACCUGUGACGAGCCGCGCUCUCCCAACGGCCCAUCACCCAUAGCAACAGCCUCGGGUCAAAGUGAAUAUGGUUUUGCAGAGAAAGUGGUGGAGGGCAUCUCUCUCUCUGUGAACUCCAUAGUGAUUCGCAUCAGCGCCAAAGCCUUCAAUGCAUCCUUCGAGCUCUCGCAGCUUCAGGUCAACAGCGUCAACACCAGCUGGACCACUGGUGACCUCCGAUACACACGAAUCCUGGACCCCACACGAGGAGAGAUCCUAACGUUUAAGGAAGUGAGCUGGCAGAUGAUCAGAAUUGAAGCAGACGCCAUCCAGAACACUGAACAUGAGGUCGUCAGUGCCCCAAUACGCCUCAUCACCAACCAAUCGAAGAUCAGAGUCACUUUAAAAAGAAGGAUGAAAGACUGUAAUGUGAUUGCAUCAAAGCUGAUUCUGAUCCUGGAUGACCUGCUCUGGGUGCUGACGGACUCUCAGCUCAAGGCUAUGGUGCAGUACGCUAAGUCUCUCAGUGAAUCCAUGGAGAAAUCAGCUGCACAGAGAAAGACCAUGGCCCCUGACACUACACAGGUGACACCGGCGCCCCCCACAGCCCAGCAGGUGCGCACGCAGCAGGCUUCAGCCGCGGCUGAUCAGAGUGCUUCCAUGGCACGGCUCUUCACCUCCUAUGAUGUUCGUGAGACGUCACACCACCUCCAGAUCACACACUUGGACCUGCAUAUCUGCGAUGACACCAAUGCCAAGGACAGAGGAAUUAAUAAGAGAUUAGAUGGUGGUGCAAUGCAAUUGUCUUUCAGUUCUAUCAGCUUGGACUAUUACCCCUUCCACAAAGCUGGUGAGGGCUGUAUGCACUGGAUGCACUAUGGCGAAGCAACCAAAUCUCGUGAGACCUGGGCGCGUUCUCUCCUGGACGAGUUUAAGUCUAAUGUGGAUAUGCUGAAAAACGCAGUCAGCGGACAGUCCCAGAGCUCCCCUCAGCACGGAAAGAUCUCCACCAGCUCCAGCACUUCCUUCUCACCCCCACCUCCACCGAGAACUCAACUCAUGUCCAGCUCAAUUGUGCUGCGGAUGGCAGACUUUAGCAUCUAUCAGGUGUCUUCAGCAGACCAGCCACGCUCUAGUCCUCAAACCAUGAUAUCCUGCAAUAAGAAAUCCCUCUAUCUCCCCCAAGAGAUGCCGGCUGUUCACGCCGAAUUCACGGAAUACUACUUCCCAGAUGGCAAGGACUAUCCAGUCCCUUGUCCCAACCUCUAUGUACAGUUGAACGCACUACAACUGGUGCUUGACUCGAGAAGUCUUGUUUGGCUUAAUCUGUUCGCACUGGACCUUCGGCAGAGUUUGGAGCAAUUCAUGGAUCUGUACAAACUCAAUGACUCGCAGAAACCUGAAGAACAUGUAGAUAUCAGAGUGGAUGGACUCAUGCUUAAGCUGGUGAUCCCUGCAGACCAUGAGAAGACUCAACCUGAUCAGCCCCGUUCUGUGUCAGUGCAGACCUCAGAGAUGGUAGCAACUAACACGCGUCACUCUUCAGCAUGCUCGCGAUCAAGUCUGGAAUCCCUCUUACAGGCCUUCCAGGAGCAACCCUUCUUCACCUCCCUCUCUUCUACCUUCCCUCGAGCCCCAAGCUCCUUCUCUGUGCUCCAUUCUGUCUUCCAGCGGCACGCUCAUGAACAGGACACCCGUGUUCAUGAUGUGUACCGUGGCCUCGCUCCACCAUCUCUCUCCACCAAUGCCCUCAAAACACCAGCAGCCACCGACCUGUGGGCCAUGCAUUUCUCUCAGUUCUGGGUGGACUACGAGGGCUCCCGCAGUGGCCGAGGUCGUCCAACACCUUGUGUGGAUUCCUUUCCUCUGACACUUUGGGUAUGCCACCCUGCCCGAUACACACAGCACCAUGAGCGACUCAAAGUGGGGCCAGGACUGUUGCCUCGGAGUGAGUCAGCAGAAAUGGCCAAUCGUCUGCAGAGGAAGAAGCUUCUUAAAGAGUACUACAGCGCUAAUGCAUCUCCCAGUGACACACCAAGCAAUGGCCUCCACAAACCACAGUCUCUAGAUGGCCUAUUCAGUGACUCCUCUUCAUCUCUUCCCCUUGCUUGUUCAGCAAAUGAAGUAGACGUGCAGGUGCUAGUUCAUGUUCAGAAACACCUGAGCGCUCAGGUGAGCCACGGGCAGUAUGUGUUCCUGCUCAGACUGCAACAUGCUGUGAAAACUCUGCAGCGCACUAUACAGCAAGAUCUGGAGCAGUACGGCUCCAAGCGCCAGGGUCCCACACAACCCUUCAGUGCCUGUGUGGGUGUGCUCAUGAAAAGUGCAGAAGUUGCUCUUCUCCUAAAGCCUAUUCCCCAACCAGAUUUUAGCACCAGCCCCUUGAACUCUGACGUCUCGCCUUCAGAAAGCAGGGCCACUCUUGAAGCUGGGAGUGAGGUGAGCGAGGGACAUGAGAGACCCUCGGCUGCAGGAGAGGGUACUCGAAAUGUGGAUCAGCUCCUCUGCGCAGAUAGAAAUUCCAUCAACGCAUCUCCUCUCCUUCCGUCCUCGUCUUCUGCUCUGAGAAAAGCGUCUAUGGAUGAGAGGAGUAGUGUGGCUUCUGGAGGGAGGGUACCAUCUGAGGAGAAGAAGGAAUUGAGGGAGGGAUCACCCGAUGGGGAUACUAGCAAUGAAAUAUCUCAAGGUGGAACUUCUGUAGUGGAUCCCAUCUCUGACACUUCUUCAAGGGAAUGGAAUGACAAGAGUCAGGGAGCCAGAUUGCCUCAGUCCAUGUCCAGUGGUCGUUUGAUGCAGGGCAAGUCGCAGUCAAGUUUCUCAGUGUCCUAUAAGAAUAUGAAGAAAAGUCCUUCACUACAGUCUUUGGAUGAUCUCUCCAUGGACAGCUAUCUACUAGAGGACUGUGACAGCUACAGCCUGCUGGACAGAGAUGAUGUAUCGAUCUCUGGUUUUAAGGAGGCAUUGAAUGAACAUAUUUCCGCAGAAGGCUCUGUGGCUCUUGCUCAGGAGGCAGAUGAAGCCCAGUCACCUGAUGCCAUCAGUGCUGCCUCUCAGAGCAUUGACGAACCCAUGAAAGACCUUGUGUCUGUGCUGGUUAUGAAGGUUCACUCAGUCUGCUGUUCUCUGGAUCUGAAGGGUGAUGAUACAGCUGUAGCUCUGGAAGUGGGACGGGUUCGACCCAAUCAGCUCGGAAAUGUCAGUUUGCGGCAGUAUCUUAGCAACCGUAGCCUGGGUUUAGUGUCUUCUGCAUCAGUCGCUCAGAGUGGUGAAGGUACUUUAAGUUCUGGGUCAGGGUCAGACCCCAGUGCGGUGUUAUUGAAUCCCGAGGUGCAGGUGAGGCUGGAGAGUGGUCCAGGUGCUGCGGUUCACUCUCCUCUGGCUGAACAGAACGGUUUUCUGCAGUGCCACCUGCAGGCCUUCAGCGCUGACUUCCUGAUGACGUCACUGCGAAACCUUGCCCUCUUCCUGGAGGAUGACUCCGCCUCUCAGGUUCUGCCAAUGGAGAUCACCAUUAAAGACACACACGUCAACCUGAAGGAUGAUGGUCCUCGUGACAACAGCUCAGAGCCGGAGCCCACACCCAUCGCUGUGCACAUUCAUAAUCUGCUCAUCCAUCGACAAGACGAUGGCUCGUUCAGCAUCGGAGGAGCUGAACGCGCUGUGGACUCCCAGCUUCAGACGGCGGGGCCUGUGAAUGACAGCAGGCUCAGUUCUGUCCCUGAAGUUCCUGUAGGUGUGAAAGCCACUCAGACUGCUCCUCUGUCACCCACAAGCCCCGGCCCCUCGAGUAGAGAACAGCUGCUCGUGGAGGAGAAUGAAUGCUUGAAGCUGGAGCUCUCCAAAGCCAAGAUGGCGUUAGCAGAAGCCCAGAUGGAGAAAGACUCUCUCCAGCAUCAAAUGAAGACGCUUAAACUCACCAGCGGGGGCAGCAAUAGCUAGUGUGUGUGUAUGUGUUUGUGUGUGUGUUCAUACGGGACAGACACUCGCCACAGGGGGGCAGCAGAGGGCUUGGAGGGGCCCGGAGCCAUAUCAAAUCCCAAAUCUGCAGCAGAGAAGAUGAUGGUGUGUGUGUGUGAGAUGGAGAUCCAGACUUUGAAAUCAAAGAAUAGUAUUUUUUUUCAUCGUAAUGUACACACAAUCAGAUCAUGUGUUGAAAAAAAAAACUCUUCAAGCCUUUGGAGCUUCACAUACUUUUUUUUUUGCUUUUAUUAUUUACUUGCGCUCUUCGUUUGCAGUGUAGAAGCACAUUCCACCCUUGACCUUUGACCCCAGGACAGUCUUACACUGAUAGUGUUGAAUGUCAUAUCUAUGGAGGAAUGUCUUAAAAACUUCAUUUGCACUGUUAUGAACUUGUUUGUUUAACAAGGACUUGACUAAAAAACAAAAAUAGCACCUAAUAAAUUGUGUUUAUGUAUAGUAAUUGUGAUACACGCGAAUGUUUUGUUAAUAAGUGCGAUUGCGUUGGUGUGGGCUAAAAUUUGUACAUCUCAUUCAUUCAUUCUUAUGUUGAUGUUUGAAAAAUGGAAAUUAUGUAGAUGGACACUACCGGUUUUGCAUUGCACGGCUUUAUUUUUCUCUUAUGUUUAUGUUUGCAGUGCAAUACUUUUGGUAUUAGUUCAGUAUUUGCAACUAAAAACACAGCUUCAUUCCACGUUUGUCUGUUUUUUUUUUUUUUUUGUUAAACUUAAACUUAAUUGUUGAUUUUACAGGUGCUUUUUCUGCUGGAAUGUCAUUUAAUCUGAACAGGGAAUGUUUAGAUGUCAUUUUGUCAUAAUUUUGAUCUGAUUACCAGCAUUUCUGCACAAAAAUAACAACUAAAAAAAAUCAAAACAAAAAUGGAUGUUUGAGGAAAACAGCUUUUUUUCGUCUUUUAAACAAAUGGAAUUCUAGGAUUUGUUUUUGGCUCUUAUUAUUUAUGCUGUAAAAGAAAAGGGGCCUGUCUUAUUGUGAAAUAUCAUGUAAAAAUGUUUUUUCCUGCCCUUGUUUUUCUUCUUUCUUUGUUUUUUCUCUCUCUACAGCAGCCUCUACAAGUGCCUGCAACAGCACACCUUCUCCAGAGGAUCUGCUUGAUUUCUCAAAACGAAUGUUUCAUUGCUCUUCAAGACACGAGCUUCCAUCUGGAGACAAUUUUCAGAUGCUUGGACUUGAACUUGGAGAGCUGAAUGACAAACACUUGAUUGUAGGUGAUUAAAAAACAAAACUUCUCUUCUGUAGUGCUAGGCCACACCCGCAUUUCACACUAACCCCGCCCUGAUGUUAAAGACACAGCCCUUAGAGAGGGAGGCCCACCUCUUUAGCACAAAUAAUGAACAAUGAUGCUCAAUCAAGGAAACUUGUGAAACGAUUAUGCCUCUUGUUCAUCGGAAGCUGCUGAAGUACACAGACAUCUGAAAUAAAAUUAAACCUGUUUUAUUAA